Molecule: messenger RNA, 5020 nt
Organism: Peromyscus leucopus (white-footed mouse)
Lineage: Eukaryota; Metazoa; Chordata; Mammalia; Rodentia; Cricetidae
Gene: Thnsl1
Product: threonine synthase like 1
Exons: 3
Coding region: 1710-3953 (747 amino acids)
Cellular component (GO): cytoplasm
Source: RefSeq, a predicted model, not a curated record
GGCCUAGCGGCGCAGCGCAAUCGGCGCAAGCGCAGCAGCAGCGGCUCUGGGGCGGGCGUGCCGGCUGAGGCUGCUUUGGCGGUGCCGAAGCUGCUUUCCUUUCCUUUUCCUCUCCCUGGUCUUCUCUGGGUGGUUUACUUGGUGAGUUAAUGGAGGAGGAAAGAAAGGCUAGCGGGCGUUGCCCUCGUAUCCUUCCUUCCGUCGCGCCCGAUCGGCCCCGCGAGGCCAUCCACCUGUCGCACCGGUCCCCGCGGCCCGCCCUGCGCGCCUCUAUGUCUCGGGAGCGCAGGCGCGGGAGCGAGUGGACCAGCUUUUAGAAGAGGGCCUCCGGUUUUGCCCAGGUUUCAGCCCCCUGAUCCCUUUUUGACAUUUUUUUUUUCUCUCUGAGAAGUGCUUUUAUUCCGUUUUAAGCCAUUUGCUCUUCCGUUCAUGCUUAUGCACGUGUAACUGCAAGCUCAUUUGGAAGCCUUGACCCCAGUCACACACUGAUUUGGGAGGGAAAAUCCCUGUCUCUGAAUCCUCUUGAGGAGGUGUCCAUCCGGGAAGUCCAGCGCAUCACUUCUGCAGUUCUGACUGCCUGGUGGAUGGGUUAAAUGGCCUGGUGGCUUAGUGAGCUUUUCGGUUCCUACUUGGAAGGCUUCGCUCAAUGCAAAUCCUAACUUGAGGCUCUUGCUAAAUUUUAUUCUGUAAGAAUAAAGAAUAAAUUUAAUUUUCUGUUUUUCGAUUUGGUAGAAUUUAAUUUUUCUGGGCAGCCCGUAAUUCAGAUGAAUGAUCUUUUGGGGCAUGGUUCUCCUUAUUUCACAUCACAUUGAGUUUUUCAGGAAAACUUUUAUAUAAAUUUAGGUGUAAACAGAGAUUACCCAUUUUUGCCUUGGGAAAAAAAAUGGUUGCUCGUUUUCUUUUUGUUUAACAUGGAUAGAGAAAAAUUUCUCUGGGGGAAUCUGCUCCUGUGCAUGCUAAAGUUUGAAUUAUGAAUUCAUAGAAUGACAACAGUAUUAACCAACUUGAUAGUCAUUAGUCAAGACAUAUAUGCCUUCCUGACCUAAGGAUUGAACCCAGGGAUUCAGGAGUGUUGUGCUCACACAGAUAUCUGUGUAUCAUGUGCCUGACUGGUGCCCAUAGAGGUGAGAAGAGGGUACCAGAUCCCCUGAAGUUAGAGCUACAGAUGGUUGUGAGCUGCUGUGUGGCUGCUGGAAACCAAAUCCUGGUCCUCUGCAAGAACACAUGCUCUUAACUUCCGAGCCACCUUUCCAGUCCUGGUUAUGUUGUCUUUUAUUGCUUGAUGGUAAAAAUACCUUUGUUACUGUUAGCAAAAUUCUUGGCUGUUCUACUAUAAAUGUUGCAAUAAAGAAAAGCCCAAUAUUUUAAUCAUUCAAUAAUAGAUUUUAGAAACAUGAAAAACAUAAUUGUCUUGUGAUUUACAAAGUUCAGGUGCCAUUUUGAAAUAUUUAUGCAUGAAAUUUUAUGAUACUGUAUAAAGUUCUGAUUAACUUGAAGUUCUUUUGCAUUGUAGACCCUACUUUUGCCAAGAUCAGCUUUGGCUCAAACUUAAUAGACUCUUCAUUUGUGGUUCCUGUCAGUUUGUGUGUGUGCUUCAGUGGAGUCAAACACAACACCAUACAAACCAAAUAAGGAAAUGAAUUCUUUCUCUUGAUAGGUCAAAGUGCUUACUAAAGCCAACCAUAGUUUGGCUUGGGCAGAAAAGUGCAAUGCUGAACUUCACCAGAUGUCGACAUCUGAAACAGAUCACGCAGAAGUGUUUUUCCAGUGUACCGGUUCAAGUGCGGACUCGCACACAACUCCUGCUUUCGCGAGCCUCUGCACAUCCAGAACCAGGAAAGUCAUGGCACUCAACCCACGCUCUUCUUGGAGACAAAAAUAUUAUCCUGAUGGGGGCUCCUGGUGCAGGGAAAACAACAGUGGGCAGAAUACUAGGUCACAAACUAGGCUGUUGUGUCAUCGAUGUGGAUGAUGAUAUCCUUGAGAAAACCUGGAACAUGAGCGCUUCUGAAAAACUGCAGGAUGUUGGUCAUGAGCGAUUUUUAGAAGAGGAAGGAAAAGCCGUGUUGAACCUGUCUGCAUCUGGAAGUGUGAUUUCCCUCAGUAGGUCCAAUCCCAUGCACGAUGCCAGCAUGUGGCAUCUGAAGAAAAACGGAAUCGUUGUAUACCUGGAUGUGCCUCUAGUAGAUAUAAUUAGUCGUCUGAAGUCAAUGAAAAUUGGUAGGAUUGUCGGUCAGGACUCUGGAAGAUCCAUGAGAGACUUACUGAGGCACCAAAGACUCUACUAUAAGAAGUGGUUCGAUACUCGAGUCUUCUGUGAGAGCGGGGCUCCCGCUGAGGAGGUCGCGGACAAAGUGCUGGAGGCUGUGAGGAGAUACCAAGACGUGGACUCAGAGACGUUCAUUUCAACAAGGCACGUUUGCCUUAAAGACCAGGACAAGAAGUUCCCACCAAAAUACUUCAGCGAGGCAGUGAUUGAGGGGCUGGCUUCCGACGGUGGACUCUUUGUUCCUGAGAAGGAGUUUCCAAAAUUAAGCUCUGGGGAGUGGAAAAGCCUAAUCGGAGCAACCUAUAUAGAAAGAGCACAGAUACUUUUGGAAAGGUGUAUUCACCCUGCAGACAUACCUGCCACCAAACUAGGAGAAAUGAUUGAAACUGCUUAUGAGGACAACUUUGCCUGCUCCAAAAUUGCCCCCGUCAGGCACCUUUCAGGCAACCAGUUCAUCCUGGAGUUGUUCUACGGGCCGACGGGCUCCUUUAAAGAUCUGUCUUUACAGCUCAUGCCUCAUAUUUUUGCUUACUGUAUCCCAUCAAGCUGCAAUUACGUGUUGCUUGUAGCUACUUCUGGAGACACCGGGAGCGCAGUCUUAAAUGGUUUUAGCCACCUUAAUGAAAACGACAAGCAAAGAAUAGCUGUGGUCACAUUUUUUCCAGAGAAUGGAGUUAGUGAGUUUCAGAAGGCACAGAUAGUUGGCAGUCAGAGAGAAAAUGGAUGGGCGAUAGGUGUCAGGUCAGAUUUCGAUUUUUGCCAGACAGCUGUAAAGCAAAUAUUUAAUGAUUCUGAUUUCACUGGCUUUCUGAUUGUGGAAUAUGGGACAAUCCUAAGUUCAGCCAAUUCUAUAAAUUGGGCUCGACUGCUUCCCCAGGUAGUGUAUCACGCAUCUGCCUAUCUUGAUCUUGUGAGCCAAGGGUUCAUUUCCUUUGGGAGCCCAGUAGACGUCUGUAUUCCCACAGGAAACUUUGGCAACGUAUUGGCAGCAGUGUAUGCCAAGAUGAUGGGCAUCCCUAUUCGAAAGUUCAUCUGUGCCUCUAAUCAGAACCAUGUUUUGACUGAUUUCAUAAAAACUGGACACUACGACCUAAGGGAUAGGAAGUUAGCACAGACCUUUUCACCAUCAAUAGAUAUUCUCAAACCCUCAAACCUGGAGCGGCACUUAUACCUGAUGGCUAACAAAGACGGGCAGUUAAUGGCGGAUUUGUUUAGCCAGCUCGAGAGUCAGCUCCACUUCCAAGUAGAGAGGAUGCUGGUGGAGAAGCUGCAGGAGGACUUGGUUGCAGACUGGUGUUCUGAGGGAGAGUGCCUCGAAGCCAUCAGCACCACCUACAACACGUCGGGGUACAUUCUAGACCCCCACACCGCGGUUGCAAAAGUGGUUGCAGACAGGACACAAGACAAAUCCUGCCCAGUGAUCAUCUCAUCCAUAGCCCACUACUCCAAGUUUGCACCCGCUGUCAUGCAGGCCCUGAAGAUUGACGAACUCAACCAGACGUCGUCAAGCCAGCUUUACUUGCUGGGCUCCUACAACGCAUUGCCGCCCCCUCACGAGGCUUUACUAGAGAGGAUGAAGCAGGAAGGGAAGGUGGACUACCAGGUGUGUGCAGCGGAUGUCGGUGUCCUCAAGAGUCACGUGGAGAAGCUGAUCCAAAAUCGGUUCUUAAGGCAGUCCGAGUAGAGGAUUUUUAUCUUGGUAAGAAGCAAAAAUAAAUCCCAAGAGUCAAUGUGGACUACAAUAGCGUUUUGUUUUGUGUAAAUGUUUAUGUGUGCAUCUGCUGGAAAUCCCGUAUCCUGAUCCCCGGGACUGACCGAUACACCUGCGGUGUACCUCCUCAGGUCCUCCGGAAGAGACAGAUGCCAGCAGCGUCCCCGGAACCUUGUGCUGUCAGGGUUCCGUCUCUGCUCAUGGGGGCUAUGGCAGUUUCCCCUUCACCCCUACUUCUGAGAGGAACAAAGUAUCUGGUGUUUAGCUUGGCAUUUAAAAAUAUUUAAGCACAGUUAAGUACUGCAUCUGUACCCAUCCAUUUACUGUUUAUUCUUCAAACAGUUUGCUGCUUGAGAUAGUUAACUCACAGAGAAGCAGGAAGUUCACUAAGGUUAGAGUCAUCGUUUUUGUAACCCGUUCAAACUCCAUUUUUGGACAGCAGUUGCUUACAUAUUUCCCAGACCAUUCACUGCUCUUAGAAAGUUUGCAGUUAGGCCGGUGAAGUUUGAAAAGCCAGCCAACAUUUAACUCUAGCGUGUAGCAGUCAACAGAAAUAGUGAACACAGAAAUAAAAAAAACUACUUCAAGAGGAAGGUGUUCCCAAAUCAGUAAUGUCUAAAAGUUUUAAUAAAAGUAUAAUUAUAGACAGCCACCUUCUGUAUUAUUUGAAGUCUGUUUCUAUUUGUCUCAGUUUUAAUGAACAUUUUUGGACACCUAAAUCCAUACAAAUGGAUGCAAAUGCAUAAUGUCUGUCACUGUGUAGUGGCAGUGAAAUUAACUGUGACCUGUGUGUGUAUUUCCUCAAUAUUUUACUUUCUGGAACUAAGGUUGUCACCGACCUGAAGUGCAGUGGGCUGCUCUCCACCACAAGAUGGCAUUCCUCACAGACUGGGUCUUUGCUGAUGACAUUCUGCUUCUAGUUACCUUACAGAGAUGUUAUAUUAAAAAUUAAAAUGAUAAAAAAGAUUAAUAGUUUUCAUGGGUAAGGAGCAAUUUGUUUUACAAGUUUGAAAUUAAACCAAUUACGUAUUAUCAUCAAA